This is a messenger RNA of Corylus avellana, 2598 nucleotides long. RefSeq names its product S-sulfo-L-cysteine synthase (O-acetyl-L-serine-dependent), chloroplastic. Lineage: Eukaryota; Viridiplantae; Streptophyta; Magnoliopsida; Fagales; Betulaceae. The record is from RefSeq and is a predicted model, not a curated record. Gene Ontology annotation, molecular function: cysteine synthase activity.
GAGAUCACUUUGGUUUUUUCUGAGACUAAAAUGGUGAAAAUGCUAUCAUCAUCUCCUCUGCUCACUCUUCCUCCUCGUCCCUCAUUCCUAGCUCCAACCCAGCGUCUCCGUUUCGCGUCCUUGGGAGCCAUUAACGGCGCCUUUUGGGCUCCCAGAAGAUUCCGCCCCAAAGCAACCUCCGUCUGCACCACCAGAAGUGAGCUCGACUCCGUCAACAUUGCCGAUGACGUCACCCAGUUAAUUGGGAGAACACCAAUGGUGUACCUCAACAAAGUUACGCAAGGCUGCGUUGCAAAUAUUGCUGCAAAGCUUGAAUCUAUGGAGCCUUGCCGAAGUGUGAAGGAUAGAAUUGGUUACAGUAUGAUAUCUGAUGCUGAAGAGAGAGGGGUAAUUACUCCUGGGAAGACUAUAUUAGUUGAACCAACUAGUGGAAAUACUGGACUUGCUAUUGCUUUUGUUGCAGCAGCUAAGGGAUAUAGGCUUAUAGCUACCAUGCCUGCAUCCAUAAACCUUGAAAGGAGGGUUCUUUUACGUGCAUUUGGUGCAGAGAUUGUUUUGACUGACCCAGAGAAAGGUCUGAAAGGGGCUGUUCAUAAAGCUGAAGAAAUUGUUCUCAGCAUGCCAGAUGCUUACAUGUUUCAACAGUUUGAUAAUGCCGCUAAUACCAAGAUCCACUUCGAAACUACAGGGCCCGAAAUAUGGGAGGAUACUAUGGGUAGUGUUGACAUUUUUGUUGCUGGGAUUGGAACUGGUGGUACUGUUACAGGCACUGGCCGUUACCUGAAAAUGAUGAACAAAAAAGUGAAGAUUGUAGGUGUUGAACCUGCAGAGAGAAGUGUAAUCUCAGGGGAAAGCCCAGGUUAUCUGCCAAGCAUUUUGGAUGUUAAAUUGCUUGACGAGGUUAUCAAGGUUACCAAUUUUGAAGCUGUUGAGAUGGCAAGGAGACUAGCAUUGGAGGAAGGUUUGCUGGUUGGUAUAUCAUCAGGCGCUGCUGCAGCUGCUGCAAUUAGUUUAGCAAGAAGGCCUGAGAAUGCUGGAAAACUUAUUACAGUUAUAUUUCCAAGCUUUGGGGAGAGGUAUAUUCCUACUGUUCUUUUCCAAUCUAUCCACGAAGAGGUCAAGGAAAUGCGGCAAAGAUAGCCUGAAACAGCUCCAGAAAUGGAGUGUUCAAGAGAAUUGAGUCAUUCUCUUACAACGGAACCAGAAGUCACCACCCUAUUCUCUUAAUGGAUGCAAUUUUUCACUGAAGGCACGGUAACAGGAGGCUAGGUUUUAAAGCGAUGCAAUGAGCUCAUUUAUACGAGUUUUCUUUUUUCAUUUUUUUCUUGGAAAUGUUCUUUUGUAUAUUCAGCUUCGCCUUUCCCUUUGUAUUUAGUUUUUCCUUUUCAUUUUUCUCCAAGAAAAAUAUUCAAAUGUUGUUAAUGUGGUUGUACGCUACGUAUUUUCUUUGUUUAUAAGUAGUAGAAUACUCUUUCGUUUCGAAAGAGAGAGCUCUCAAACCCUAGGUUUGGAGCCGCCACCUCCUUGUGAGGUUUUUCUACCGCCUUGUGGAGGGGAGGAGGGUCGUUCUCCCUCUUUCUCUUUCGCUUGGUUUCUCCUAGUGAUUUUGGUGUUCUCCCGGUGUUUUGCGUCUUCCCCAGCUGCAGCAACUUUGCCUCUAGUGCCUCUGGGGACUGCUUCUACCUCUGUCUUCAGCCUUGCUCAUCUUGUUGCUCAUCUGGAAGGAUGUGGUUCUUAGAUCAGGUCUUUUCUAAAGUAUGAUAUAUUUUUCUUGGUCCUUUAUAGCUUGUCACGUGUCUGCUCAUCGUCCUUUUCAGCACUCCAUCUUAUUGCUGUUAUCCGCCGCUUCGUCGUUUGAUGUCCACUUGCCGGCACAUGGUCUUCACACGCCGGCGCAUUGGCGUCACACGCCUCUCAGUGCCUCCCAUUCUCUGCCCAUUCCAUUGCAGGAGCUGCUGCUUUUUGGGUUUAGUUUCUUUUAUGUAUCUUUCUAUUGUUUUUAUGGUGUUUUCUUUUGUUUAUUGCUUUUGUUGUUUUUAUAUUUUGGCUUUUGUCUCCCUGUUUAUUCGUUGCUUUACUUGUUGGUGGAGACAUUGCCUUUCGGUGUUCUCUCGCCAGUUUUGUUCAUUUUGUGUUUGGUUGCUUGUCGGCUUCUCUGAUCCAUCCUUUUACGGUGUUGGCAUGUUGGUGGUUCUACCUGCAGACCUUCCGGAACCUCUUGUGAUGCUUCUUAGUGCAAUUCUUUGUGGCCAUUUUGGUUCUCUUGAUGGGCUGGGCCGAAUCAUUAAUUUGACUAAUUCCUAAUAGUUCGUGUAUCUUUUGCUUGCAGCACUGUUUUUUAGUUGUAUGUGGUCCACCUAUUUUUUUGUUUAAUUUUGUCCUAAUUCCCUUUCCUUUCCUCCACAUCGAAUAGAAAGUAGUAGAAUACAUGUUUUUAAGUGACAAGAUUCUACGCUGUAUAAUGUAUAGGCUGGGGGUCACUUUUCAAAACGAGGCUGUCAUGAAGAUUUUAUUUAUUGUAGAGUUAGCAUCAAAUUUAGUGGUAGCAUACAAAUGUUGACUUUCAUUGAUAUUGAUGAGACGGAAGAAGGGAAACAU